Molecule: messenger RNA, 3299 nt
Organism: Zootermopsis nevadensis
Lineage: Eukaryota; Metazoa; Arthropoda; Insecta; Blattodea; Termopsidae
Gene: HDAC1
Product: histone deacetylase 1
Biological process (GO): heterochromatin formation
Cellular component (GO): NuRD complex
Molecular function (GO): histone deacetylase activity
Source: RefSeq, a predicted model, not a curated record
CGUCACAUUUAUAAAUAUUGAUAGUAAAACACUCUUGCUUAGUAAUGAUACAACAAACUGUAGCCCGAAUUACGACAGAAGCGUUACAGAGUUUUAUAAAAGCUUAUAAGCAUUAAUAAUAAGCCAGACUGGAGUACGUGAUGUUUACGAUAAGUAAUAGUGUACUGAGAAGUACGAUGGUAUGAAUGUAUGUUGGUAUUAUGAUCGUGACAUUGGUAAUUAUUACUAUGGCCAGGGCCAUCCCAUGAAACCACAUCGAAUAAGGAUGACACACAAUUUGUUACUCAACUAUGGUCUGUACAGGAAAAUGGAGAUUUAUCGCCCACAUAAAGCCACAGCAGAUGAGAUGACAAAAUUCCAUAGUGAUGACUAUGUCCGGUUCUUAAGAAGCAUCAGACCUGAUAAUAUGUCAGAGUACAAUAAGCAGAUGCAGAGGUUUAAUGUGGGAGAAGACUGUCCAGUGUUUGAUGGAUUGUAUGAGUUCUGCCAGCUGUCAUCAGGUGGCUCAGUAGCAGCUGCUGUAAAGCUGAAUAAGCAAGCUUCUGAAAUCUGCAUCAACUGGGGUGGUGGCCUCCACCACGCCAAAAAAUCAGAGGCAUCUGGCUUUUGCUAUGUUAAUGACAUUGUCCUUGGUAUUUUGGAGUUGCUCAAGUAUCAUCAGAGAGUUUUGUACAUUGACAUCGAUGUCCACCAUGGGGAUGGUGUUGAGGAAGCAUUCUACACCACAGACAGGGUGAUGACAGUGUCCUUCCACAAGUAUGGCGAGUACUUUCCUGGCACUGGUGACCUCAGAGAUAUCGGAGCAGGAAAGGGAAAGUACUAUGCAGUGAACAUUCCUUUACGAGAUGGAAUGGAUGAUGAGAGCUAUGAGUCUAUCUUUGUUCCCAUAAUCUCAAAGGUGAUGGAGACUUUUCAGCCUAGUGCUGUUGUGCUGCAGUGUGGAGCAGAUUCUCUAACUGGUGACAGACUUGGUUGCUUCAAUCUCACUGUAAGAGGUCAUGGGAAAUGUGUGGAGUUUGUAAAGAAGUAUGGACUCCCAUUCUUGAUGGUUGGAGGAGGAGGUUACACUAUACGGAAUGUAUCUCGUUGUUGGACGUAUGAAACAUCAGUUGCUCUGGGGACAGAGAUUGCAAAUGAACUUCCAUACAAUGACUACUUUGAGUACUUUGGCCCUGACUUUAAGCUGCAUAUUAGUCCUUCUAAUAUGGCAAACCAAAACACUCCAGAAUACCUGGAGAAAAUCAAGACAAGGCUGUUUGAAAAUCUUCGAAUGCUGCCUCAUGCACCAGGAGUACAAGUGCAAGCAAUCCCUGAAGAUGCAGUUAAUGAUUCUGAAGAUGACGAAGAUAAAGGAAACCCAGAUGAACGGUUAACACAAGCUGCACUGGACAAGCGGAUAGCCCCUGACAACGAGUACAGUGACUCUGAAGAUGAGGGGGAGGGAGGACGUCGUGAUCAGAGGUCAUUCAAGAGCAGAAAACGUCCCCGAUUGGACAAACUGGACACAAAACAAGAUAAGCAGGAUGGUGAUGAGAAAAUGAAAAUUGAGGAUGCCACUAAAAUGGACACGAAAGGAGAAAGUGAGAAAGACGACAAGACUGGCAUCACAGAAGACGUGAAGAAGGAUUCUGGGCUGAAUGCAUGAUAACAGGACUAUCACCAUCUAGAUUUUGUAAAUGUAUAGGGUGGUACACAUUUUUAUUAUUCACACUUUUUUUAAAGCAGUCCCUCCAAAUGUGCGACUUACAGGACAGUUUCUACCGCAGUGCUCAGUGCAGGAGGAAAACUUGUGACACUUAUGAUUUGGUAAGGAAUAUUCUUACAGGAACAAAUUAAAAACAAGAAUGGUAAGGUGAAUAGUUCUUAUACGAGAUAUUAUUUCACAUUAAAAAUGUAAUUGUAUCACAUGAAAAUAAAGGACGAUAGGAGCAAAACACUUUGAAGGAACAGUGCUGUAGAAAGAUAUCUUAAGAAGAAGGACAUUCCAUUUUCUUCAUUUUUAAUCCUCUUGUUUUCACAGUGUGUGCUUAUUAUCCUCUAUUUUUAUGUGUUUUAUGCUAUGCUGAAAUGUAAGUAAACUUAUUCAAAAUUUCUGUAAAUUUACUCAAAUAUUUUGUAAAAGGUACUUUAAAUUAUGACCAAUUAAUUUGUUUGCCUUGUAAUUAAUGAUAAUUUCUUUUAAGACAAUGAAACAUGUAAAGUCAUAAAUUCCAAUCAUUUUCCUGUGCGUAUACAUAGAAGAACGCAUCAUAAGUGGCCGAGAUUUAGGGUUUUCAUGGCCAUAUUGUCUUCUGUGUCGGGACAUUGUAUAAUCUUGUAGGUGGUUUCACACGUUUUUAAGGUUCCUCUGAAAUGAUAGUAACUAACCACAAGGUGAUAGAACCAAGACCACAGUCUGAAUAAGUGAGUGUUUAUAGGAUAUUCUCUUUUGUGCUUGAACUUGUGGGCAGAUAUAAAAUAAACACUGCCUCUAGGUUUUCAAUUGCAAUGUCAAAGGUGAAAAUAAAUGUCUUGUACUUGUCUGAUUUAUCCCAUGAAAUUGUGUAGAAAAUUAAUGGAUGGUUUGAGGUCUUGUUAACCCAAAAGGAUUUUAGAAGGCUAAUGCAUAAUCCUAUGUUUUUUUUCGUGCUAACCGGAGUAAAUGUAAUAUUGCCAAAGAAGCAGGGACACCAACCUGUCUACUUAACAGCAUAGUAAUGAUAAAAUAGUUUUUUUACAUUCAUUCGCCGAGUUGAGCUCUGCGUACAGGAGACUGUCUGACUAACACUAGGUGUUUGUGGACUGCAGACAAACAACAUUCUUGAAACUACCCUUCCCUAAGUGUCUUCUUCCACACUAGUUUAUUUUAUGCAUUAUAUCAUAACCAAGGUGAAUGGUUACGUGGCAGGAAAUGGGACUGGCAACUCUAUGAUUCCAUUUAUUAGCCAGACACUGACAUCAGUACUCUCAUGUAGAUGAACACCAGCCUUUGUCUGAUUAUCACGGACGCUAUAAUGCAAAUGAUAAAUAUAAAGAGGUACUAGAAACAUUUCUUCCUGUAUUAUAUACUAUGACCAGAAUAUAAACUAACAUAGUUCAAACUGUUCCCAAAGGGUGAAAAUGUGAAGAGAUAAUAUUAGGAAAGUAAAUACAAUCAGACUGCAGAGCUUGGAUUGAGUCUACUUCACCGCAGCAAGGGAGAUCCAGUUGAAUGAAAUAAAAUAUUCUGUCAUUGUAGAUAAGAGGUUGAUGUAACAGUACAGUUGAAAUAAAAAUUAAUUUACUUUUCAUAAUGUUGGAAAAAGAGUCCUAAGACGCAA